Molecule: messenger RNA, 1913 nt
Organism: Schistocerca americana (American grasshopper)
Lineage: Eukaryota; Metazoa; Arthropoda; Insecta; Orthoptera; Acrididae
Product: carboxypeptidase N subunit 2-like
Exons: 10
Coding region: 1-1773 (590 amino acids)
Cellular component (GO): extracellular matrix
Molecular function (GO): protein binding
Source: RefSeq, a predicted model, not a curated record
AUGAGAAGGGUCAGGAGAGCUUGUGACGGGUACCGCAAGUGGUCUCGCACGCCCCGAAACCGGCCUUGCCCUGCAGCUAACGUUGCUUCUCGCAGACGGCUACAGCUGCAGGGGGCAGGGGGCAGGCCCCGGACAGAGAGCACUGACACAGCAGAACUGGGCCGCAGUCGGCAGCUGGCCGCCCGUGGCGCUGCCAAUCAGCGGGCGGUGGAGUGGUGGUCCGGAGUGGGCGCGGUAAUCAGGAAGCCGGGGACGGCUGUGGGCGGCGGCCAGUCGGUGCCCGGCGCCGCCAUGGCCAGCUCCCGCCGCCUCGCCCGCUGGGGCCUCGUGUCACUGCUGCUGCUGCUAGCGGCGGCGGCGUCGGCGGCGGCGUCGUCAGCGUCAUCGUCGGCGGCGGCGUCGGAGGCGGCGCGGCUGGCCGCCAGGAUUGCCAGCCUCGAGCGCCGCCUCAAGUCAGUGGAGCAGCCAGUGUGGGAGGUGUCUUCGGGCCCGGAGCGGUGGUCCCGCUGCACCGAGGGCCCGUGCCGCUGCCGGCCCGAGACGCUGAGCCUCAGCUGCUGGAGGAUGCAGCUGCGGGAGCUGCCGGCGCUCCAGCUGGUGCCGACCGACGCCCGCGCCAUAGACCUGGGCGUGAAUGCGCUGCCAGCGCUCCACAAGGACGCCUUCAAGGACCUCAGCCGUCUCGUCGAACUAGACCUGUUCGACAACAGCGUAGACCACCUGCCGCCUGCCAUCUUCGAGUCUCUGCACAGCGUCCGUCACAUGAGGCUCAACAGGAACCGCCUGGUGGAGCUCUCCGAGAGACUCUUCAGCAAGCUCGUCCACCUCGAGACGCUGGACCUGUCGUGGAACCAGCUGCGGUCGCUGCCGGAGAAGCUGGUGCGCUUCUGCAGCCAGCUGACCCUCCUCCACCUGAGCGGCAACCGGCUGGUCACGCUGCCGGAGGGGCUGCUGCAGGGGCUGGCGCGCCUCGAGGAGCUCGACCUGUCCGCCAACAGCCUCGAGCAGCUGCCGCCGCUGCUCUUGCAAGGUCUGUCGUCGCUGCGGCGGCUGCGGCUGUCGGACAACCGCCUGUCCGAGGUCCCCCAGCAGCUGCUGUCCGGCCUGUCGGCGCUCGAGUCCCUGGCGCUGCGGCGCAACCGGCUGGCGCGCCUCGGGCCGCGGCUGCUCGCCGGCCUGCACAACCUCACCGUGCUAGACCUCACCUCCAACAGCAUCACCGCCCUGAGCGGGGAGGAGCUGCGCGGGCUGUGGUGCCUGCGCGAGCUGCACCUGGGCCAGAACCUGCUGUCGCGGCUGCCCGACGGCGCGUUCGCGCAGCUGCCGGCGCUGCAGAAGCUGUUCCUGUUCGCCAACACGCUGGAGCAGCUGUCGGCGGGCGCGCUGCGCGGCCUGCACAACCUCACCACCCUGCUGCUCAACAACAACCUGCUGCGCGGGUUCGACGGCCGCCUGCUGGCGCACUCGCCCAGCCUGCUCAAGCUGCAGAUCGACAGCAACAAGCUGCAGUACAUCCCGGCGGGCGCGUUCGACGUCGUGCCGGACCUGGUGGCCAUCAAGCUGGCCAAGAAUCCCUGGCACUGCGACUGCUCCGCGCUCUACCUCGCCACGUGGCUGCGUGAUCACUCGUCGCAAGUGUGGGACGCCUGGCCAACUUGUCGUGGGCCUGGGGACCUGGGCGGUCGCAACAUGCACGAGCUGGGCUUCGAGGAGCUGUGCGACGGCCAGUGGGCAUCCAUGGUGCGCCUUACGCCUCGCAUUCCCGUCGCCUGAUGGCGCCACCAGCGGGCCUCCGAGGAGCUGCUCACGCAUUACGUCACCAUCGCCACGCGUGGAUCUCUGUGAAGCACUGCACAUGGCACCUCCUCAUCGCCCAGUGGUGCCACCAGCCAGCGUCUGUGGGGUGCCUCAUU